Euleptes europaea (tarantolino) is the source of this 1257-nucleotide messenger RNA. RefSeq names its product sialidase-3-like. The transcript is spliced from 2 exons. Gene Ontology annotation, molecular function: exo-alpha-sialidase activity. Bases 19 to 1257 code for a protein of 412 amino acids. Gene Ontology annotation, cellular component: lysosome; cytoplasm; membrane. The record is from RefSeq and is a predicted model, not a curated record. Gene Ontology annotation, biological process: oligosaccharide catabolic process; ganglioside catabolic process. Lineage: Eukaryota; Metazoa; Chordata; Lepidosauria; Squamata; Sphaerodactylidae.
UCGGUGCUCCCAGAAAACAUGGCUGACGCGCGGGUGGUCUCUAGGAAGGUGACUCUAUUCCACCAAGAAGCCCCCGGGGCCAUCACCUACCGAAUUCCCGCCCUGCUCUUCCUGCCCAACAAAUCCGUUUUCCUGGCCUUUGCGGAGAAGCGGUCCUCACCCAAAGAUGAACACUCCAUGUAUCUGGUGAUGAGAAGAGGGCAUAAGAAAGGGACGUCUGUCCAGUGGGAUCCUCAAAGCGACUUGAUGUCAGCCACGAUUCCUGGCCACCGAACCAUGAACCCUUGCCCAGUGUACGAGAAGAGAAGCGGCAAAGUUUUCCUGUUCUUUAUCUGCGUCUGGUCCAACGUUACCGGAUGGUCUCAAAUCACAACAGGGAAGGACUUCGCCAGGCUGUGCUAUGUCUCUAGCCCAGAUGGCGGCCACACCUGGAGCCAGCUGACUGAUUUGACCGACCAGGUGAUCGGAGACGACUUGAGAGACUGGGCUACCUUUGGCGUCGGGCCGGGCCACGGGGUGCAGUUGCGCUCCGGGCGCCUGGUGAUCCCGGCAUACACUUACUACACCCCUCGGCAUCUCUCCAGCAAGCCGGUCAUUUACCUGACAAGGCCUCACUGCUUCGUUUUCUACAGUGAUGACGGGGGCCAGAACUGGGCCCGGGGUCAGCUUGUCAGGAGCUUCCAGAUGGAAGAGUGCCAGGUUGCUGAACUGACCCGCCAAGACGACAGCCAAGUAUUAUACUGCAAUGCCCGCAGUCCCGAAAAGUACAGGGUUGAGGCCUUCAGCACAGACGACGGAAACCAAUUUGAGGAGCCCUUCUUUUGCAAGAAGUUGCCGGAGACAGGGAGAGGUUGCCAGGGCAGCGUGGUGAGUUUCACCUCACUGCUGAAGCCCUCAGAAAUGGGUCGCAGAGCAAAGACAGUCGAGCCAACUCAUCCCCUGGGCGUUCGUCCCUCAACUGCCCUUAACACCACCAAAGAAUGGCUGCUUUUCUCUCACCCCACAGGCAGAUCCAAACGAGUCAACCUGGGCAUCUACCUCAACACCUCCCCGCUGGUGAAGGGCAGCUGGAAGGACCCCUGGGUGCUGAACGAAGGGCCCAGCGGGUACUCGGACCUGGCCGUGUGCGAGGAGAACCGCCCGUUGCUCUUCGGCUGCUUGUUUGAGAGCGGAGAGACCACCGAGCAUGAAGAGAUUGCCUUCCGGCUCUUCACCAGCGUCGAGCUUCAGAAGAACACAAGGGGGAAGCCGAUGUGA